AUGUCAUCAAUAGGUCCUCAGCUUCCACCUCAUCUACAGCUCGUCAACUCCUCAGAGCAAGAAAAUACCGUCGCUGGUCCUCAUAUUCCCUCACAACUGUUGACAACCGCUCCUGACGAGGAAGGCGAAGAUGAGGAUGAUUACACACCAGCUCUACCACCAGAUUUAGCUUCAACUUCAAAACCCAGUCCUGACCCUGCAAGAUCUUCGACUACCAAAAAGAUAUUAGGACCAGCACUUCCACAACACGGUUCACAUUCCGACGACGACUCGGACGACGAUGUUGGUCCCAUGCCUCUUCCUGCCGGAUACGAAAAUCCAGCGGAUGUAGACGGGGUGAAGCAGUUCCUCGAACAGGAAGAAAAGCGACGCAAAAAUAUCGAGGAAGCAGCCAAACCAAAAGCCCUAAAACGAGACGAAUGGAUGCUCAAACCACCCUCCUCUUCCGAACUACUAAGCACACUCGAUCCAAGUAAACUAACCAAAGGUCGUCAAUUCUCCCGUUCUACAGCACCAGCCAAGACCACGGACAACUCUCUAUGGACUGAAACACCUGCAGAGCGGCAACACCGGUUAGCUGACGAGGUGUCUGGGAAAAAACGGAAAGCUGCUAAUUCAGUGGACCAACUUUCGCCGGAGGAGGUUAUGGAAAUUAGUAAACGUCGUCGGAGGGAUGAGGAAAUUAGGCAGAGUGUUUUGGAUCAUACGAAUAAAGUACGUGGAGGGGCACUCGUUAAUACCCAUGUAAAGUCCAUCAAGGACGAUCAAGAGGACGAUAAGGAUAAAGCAAUAUGGGAUCAUAGUAGAGAUAUGGCUCUCGGUGGACGUCUCAUGGACGAUAACUCGAGAGACAAAAUGAUUCGCGACGCGAGAGGGCUAGGGGAUCGGUUUUCGACGGGCAAGAGGGGAGGCUUUCUUUGA
Molecule: messenger RNA, 921 nt
Organism: Marasmius oreades (fairy-ring Marasmius)
Lineage: Eukaryota; Fungi; Basidiomycota; Agaricomycetes; Agaricales; Marasmiaceae
Exons: 4
Coding region: 1-921 (306 amino acids)
Source: RefSeq, a predicted model, not a curated record